AUGCGCUGCAUUCACAUGCGCUCCGCCCAUCCCACCGCCCGAGUCGUCGCUCAAGUCCUGGUCAUCGCAGCCAGCCUCUGCGCCGUGAGGUGCCGCAAACCAAGGGCUGGUCUGCAGGCACCGGCCGACGCAGGCAACCCAUUUCCACUCCCUUCCGGGCGACCGGCGACGCACGGCGCCCCUGCGGUGGACAGUGCGGGUGAGGGGGAGAGUUGGCAAGAAGGCGCCAGACUCUCCUCAAGGUCAAGCCUGGCCCCGGCCAGAGCCAGCCCUGCCGACGACCGCGGCCCAAAGGUGCAGCAAACACAAGCCGCUGGUCCAGGCGACGCCGCGCCAAAUGGGCUGGGCGCAAGGCUCCUCGCCCAGGAGGCAGGGGAGAGCGUGGGGGACCCCGAAAUCCCGGCGUCGGAGGAGGCCAGGGUGCUGGACACCAGGUACCCCUUCAGCACGGUGGGGCAGACGGGCGGGGGCUGCACCGGCGCCCUGGUGGGCCGCCGCUGCUACAUGACCGCCGGGCACUGCGUGUACGACCCCGCGGAGGGGGCCGCGAAAGGCGGCCUGCGGUUCGCGCCGGGGAGGAACGGCAGGGAGGCGUGGGCCCCGCACGGUAGCUUCGGCGCGCGCGGAUGGCGGGUGCCCAACCGGUGGCUCACGGCGGGGGACGCGCGUUUCGACGUGGCCAUCGUGAGGCUGGCGGAGCCCGCGGGAGAAGCGCUGGGGUACAUGUCGCUCGGAACCGACGGCCUCGAGCCCAUGGCAAAUUUAAACAUAGCCGGGUACCCAAAUGACAGGAAUGAAAGCGAGAUGUGGUACGACUACUGCCGCCACGUCGAAUUCGCCCUUGGGGAGCGCGCCUUUGUGGACCAUUCCUGCAACACCACAAAUGGGCACUCUGGCGCGCCCAUGUGGGUGUUCAAGGGCGAUUCGAAUUUCCGGGAAAUUCGGGCUAUGCAUGUCGGCGGGGAGAUCCUGACUGCAGCGGAGAUCCGGGAUGAGAAUGGGGUGCUGGUGAGGGGGGGGCGCGUCCAAGAGCGAGCGCAGGCUGUGAUAAUGGACGGAGCCUUGCUGGCGGAGCUGCAGCUAAUCAUGGAAGAUUUGGGGUGUUGA
This is a messenger RNA of Ostreobium quekettii, 1107 nucleotides long. NCBI's taxonomy places the organism in Eukaryota, Viridiplantae, Chlorophyta, Ulvophyceae, Bryopsidales, Ostreobiaceae. The record is from the annotation of a GenBank genome assembly.